AUGGGGAAGUACCUCGUUCAUCUCCUCUCUAUCCUCCUCGUUUUCCCUUCCGCCUUCGGUUUCAGCUCUUUCCCUCCGUCGCUGGCCUCACGCCCUGGGAUCGACCUAGCGUCUCAUCGCGCAACCACCAGCUUCUCUUCCUCUUCCUCUUCCUCUUCCUCUUCCUCCCUCCAUGUUCUUCGCCAAACCCCCUCGUCCUCGGUCUUCGAGUCCUCCCUUGAGCCCGGGCAGCAGAGCAAGCCGAGGCCUUGGAAACUCCUGCACAUUGUGGAGCUCGCGAACAAGACGAGCGCCAUGGGCUGGGCGUCAGCCCGGGAGGACAGCGUGGGAGCGAGGGACAGGGACGGGACGUGGGUGCUGAAGAACGAGGAAGCGAUGGAAGAGCUGAAGGCGGCGAUGAAGGCGGCGAUCCCCUACGCUCCCUCCUGGUCUUGGAUCAACCAGUCGCCAACGGCACUAGAGGUGACGGUGGAGGAGACGGAGGGGGCGGAGGUAAAGCUGCUGUUCCUUCCUCCCGGUCAGUCUCUCCCUCCCUUUGAGUACCCGACCGGCACCGUCGUCCUGCUCAAGACGCUCUUCGGUCGCUGCGACGUGCGGCAGAUGCUCGGAAACCCUCGAGGACGCGCGCCGAUGCGGGAGGCGGUGAGGACGGCGGUAUCGGAAGAGGAAGUGUCCUUAUACCUCGGAGGACCCUGCCGGAUUUACGGGGAAGCAACUCUGGAGAAGUCAUGCUGCGUGCUAGAGGUAGCGCUGAUCCCAGCGCUCAAGAUCACAGGCAUGCACGGGUUCGUGGAGGAGGAGAGCUACGGGCCUCUACCCUCCUCCCUCCUCCUCGACCGGCGGCACAUGGAGAGUCUCCUGACUGCUCCAGGGUUCCCCGGGUAUGAGGAGAUGAGAGGAGGGAGAGGAGAGGUUGGAGCAGAGGAGGAGGAGGAGGAGGGAGAGUCGUCGAGAGACAUCUCAUCGGUGGACCUGGAGGGGCUAAGGACGAGGAUCGGAGGGCUGGAGGAGGAGCUUGAGGCGAUCGUGAGGAGGGCGUUUGCGACGAGGAGGCUACCGAGGGAGGCGAUGAGAAGGUUGGGGGUCAGCCACGUGAAGGGGAUGCUGCUCUACGGCCCUCCAGGGUGCGGGAAGACGCUGAUAGCGCGGGAGAUCGGGAAGCUGCUGAAAGCUCGCCCGCCUAAGAUCGUCAACGGGCCCGAGGUGCUAGACAAGUGGGUGGGGGAGGCAGAGAGGAACAUCCGGUCGCUCUUCUAUGAGGCAGAGAACGAGUGGCAGGAGUUGGGCGACAAGUCGGCCCUGCAUCUCAUCAUCUUCGAUGAGUUUGAUGCCAUUGCGAAACCUCGUGGGAUGUUGCGGGCGAAUUUUGCAGUGUCCAUGGUCCAGGAUGGCGAGUCAGAGCAGCCCGAGGAGAUCCUCGCCCAGUGUGUUGACAUGCCCGACAUCUCAUGCACCACGACAGGGAUCUGA
Messenger RNA from Guillardia theta CCMP2712, 1470 nucleotides. RefSeq names its product N-ethylmaleimide-sensitive factor A (gene NSFA). Gene Ontology annotation, cellular component: Golgi stack. Bases 1 to 1470 code for a protein of 489 amino acids. The record is from RefSeq and is a predicted model, not a curated record. Gene Ontology annotation, molecular function: ATP binding; ATP hydrolysis activity. Lineage: Eukaryota; Cryptophyceae; Pyrenomonadales; Geminigeraceae. Gene Ontology annotation, biological process: Golgi to plasma membrane protein transport; intra-Golgi vesicle-mediated transport; SNARE complex disassembly. The transcript is spliced from 3 exons.